Messenger RNA from Oryzias melastigma (Indian medaka), 1016 nucleotides. RefSeq names its product thiosulfate:glutathione sulfurtransferase. The transcript has 4 exons. Gene Ontology annotation, molecular function: thiosulfate-cyanide sulfurtransferase activity. The record is from RefSeq and is a predicted model, not a curated record. NCBI's taxonomy places the organism in Eukaryota, Metazoa, Chordata, Actinopteri, Beloniformes, Adrianichthyidae. Bases 69 to 437 code for a protein of 122 amino acids. Gene Ontology annotation, cellular component: mitochondrion.
AUGAAGAAGGACCAGGUUAUCAAUAAAAGAUAGGAUUUUGACAUUUUUACCUUCACUAAGGUUUGAAGAUGGCAGGUGCAGACUUCGGUAAGGUCUCCUAUGAGGAAUUGAAGCAUUUAUUGGCAAACAACCCAAAUCUGUUUCUGGUUGAUGUACGCAACCAAGACGAGUGGGAUGCUGGACAUAUUCCAAGAGCCAUUCACAUUCAACUGGACACGGUAGAGGCUGCCUUUACCAUGAACUCAGAAGACUUCAGAGCCAGGUAUGGGGUGGACAAACCCCCGCUGGAUUCACCAAACAUGGUGUUUUACUGCCGGACAGGAAAAAGAUCCGCACAGGGUUUGUGCACGGUCAAACGCCUGGGAUAUGUCAAUGUUCGCAAUUACCCUGGCAGCUACACAGAGUGGUCUGCGAAAGAAGGAAGAGGCUCAUCGUAGACCGCACACAAGUCUUGUUUUUUUACUUGCUUUUGUUUUUUUAAAUUGGAAAAUGUUUUAUGCAAAUCAAUUUAAGUUCCCUUAGUUGGAAAAGGAUUUGAAGAAAGACUGACAAUGCUAAUUGUUCCCAUUGAGGACAUCAAAUGUCACUUGUAAGAUAAACUAUCAAAUAAAAUUUUUUUCUCAUUGUCCUUGUUGUGUUACUUUUACAUGAAUAUUAAAAAGAAGAGGGAAAAAAAAGAUCUUUGUAGCAGUUCUGUUUUGUGACAUACAUACAUCUGGAGCUGCACACAGCUUAAUUAACUUCAUCUGCCGCUGCCUAGAAUAUUUACACCAUGCAGAGCAACAUCAGAGCUUUCUCUGAAGUGGUUAUCAUCGCUAAUUGGAUUCACGUGAGAAAAGGGAACAGCAGUGCCGGGGAUUCAGAAUUCAUUUCAUGUAUUCAUUUAUAGAGCACCUUCCAUCACCAACCAAAGAGGCCCAAAGCCUUGUAAACACUGUCAAAUCAAUAAAUAGUACACUGAUAAAACAUGUAAAUAGGAUAAAACAAUUAAACAAGAAUUAAGAACAUCAUGAAAA